Heterobilharzia americana is the source of this 3034-nucleotide messenger RNA. The record is from the annotation of a GenBank genome assembly. NCBI's taxonomy places the organism in Eukaryota, Metazoa, Platyhelminthes, Trematoda, Strigeidida, Schistosomatidae.
GAGGACUUAACGUUUUUCCUAUUGGUAAUAUUUUCAGCGCAUAUUACUCACUGAAAAUCUUUUGCUUUUGAAUAUUUUGGCGGCUGAUAAAUUCAUAAUUUCCUCAACUGCUCACUAGAUUCAUCAGAAAUAGGUCAUCUUAUCACAGACCUAUUGACUUUGGCUUGAUCAAUUAAAAUUAUGUAGCUUAGGAUAUAAAUCCUUAUACGCAUUCAUCAAUGAUGGUUUCAACUAUUCAUAAAAUUGUUGCUUAUGCCACUACUGCGCUUAGUAAGGAUACGUCUACGAAUCAAAAUCGUUGAAAGUAUUAGUUACUCAGUAAUGUAAGGAUAGCUCAGAACGAGGAUGAAAGUUGUUUGAUAUUCUUCUUCUUUCUAAAUAAAACAUUGGUGAAGUCACUUAAUCGGGUGAUAGAGUGUUCACGAAUCCUUGUGGAAAAAAGAUCAUAUUAAAGAAUGUUUUGUCAGCGUAAUUGCCAAAGUCGGAAGCCUCGUCUUUUUAUUUAACUCAUGUGGUCUUUUUAAAGACUUCAUUUCAAUCACAAAUAGGUAACGAUUAUAGAUAUCAGUUUCCGUAGAUAAUGUUUAGGCUUAAUUUUCUUCCCCUAUCUUAGUUUCUUCGGUAGUGUUGUUAGUGAAACCGCAUAUGUCCAUAUUGGAUGGAUGCUCAACCAUACGAUGACUCACUAUAUAUUUCAUUCUUUGAAUUUGUUUUUAAGUACCUAUAUGCCGUUAAAUUGCUUAACAACUGGGCAGAUUUUAAGCAGAUAACGCUUUAUUUCAAAAUUUAAUAUCUUAUAUUUGAAACCUUAUUUUUGUUUCACUUUUUUAUGACCAAAUAGUGAUCACAGUUUGACUGUUGUCUUAAACCCAAGUUAUUCUAAAGUAUGUGUGCCAGUCAUGUACACUUCGUGCACCUUUUAACGUUUCGGAGUGUUUUGAAUUUUUAUUCAUUCAAAUAGUAGUUUUCAACUAAAUAAUGACAAUUUCUGGAAUUUAAAACAAAAGUUCUAAUCAAUGCAAAGUGCCGCUGUUAAAAGUUCGGUUCUACUUGUUGUCUGUGGUCAUCAUAAUUGUCUCGCAAUUAAUGUUUAUGUGGAUUAUCGGGAGAUAAUUUAUGAAAAUGUCAAUAUUGUGUUCUAUUUCAUACACUAACUUGCUGAUCAAACCGGAAAAUCCUACGUGUGGCCAUCUCUCUUUCUUUUGCAGAACCAAUGGAACCUCCGCCAAGACUAUACACUUAUGAGGGUCUGUUCUCUGAAAGUCGAUCACUGGACUUAACUUUAAAAAUUUUAUCGACUUUGUUAUCGUUUCUAGUAUUCUUGAUCGCGGUGGCUUGGCAUAUCACAAAAAAGGUGAGUGAUUAUAGUUGCUUGGUUUCAGUUUCGGAGUAUCAUACUAAUCCUCCAGUUGAUAAACGCUUGAAUUUCCAAAGUUUUGACGACCUGUGUAAAAAUGGCGCAUUCUGCUUGACGUCAUCCUCUGCAUCCAGGAAACAAAAGUCUCCAAUUGUAAGAGGCUAUUUAAAUGAUCAAAGGGUGCUGUUUAUCGAAGACUGGAAAGUAAUCAUUCUUUAUAGUCAAUCUCCUCUGUUGGAUUUGCAUUAUUCCCUAGCUCCAAAAUCUUUCAGACGAAAAUGGUAUGGCUUAAUGAUUGCUGAUGAUACAUUACAGUUUAGAUCUGAGUUGAAUGAACUCGUAAUUUUAGCAUUUAAUGCUUUACCAAUUAAAACGUUUGAACGUAUCGGACAUUUGGCAGCUGAUCCUAAAGCCUUCGGUUCUGUGUUGAUUAGCAAUGACUGUGCAACAUUUAAUGAACGUUUAGAUAAAUGGAUAUGUAAUAUAUAUUCAGAAAUAUUCUUCUUUGGUCCAUCUGAGGUAUUUUACGAGUUUGCACCAGACAGUACAUCGUAUUUGCAAAAAGAAAAGUUUAUCUCACAACUAAGAGAACAUAUAACUUCACUUGAACUAUUGCAUACACGUGGAUACUGCAAAAACGCAUCAAAUGUAUUCAAAACUGUCCGAUCACUUUUGAACACUACCUCAUCUUAUGAUGGCAACAAAUUGAUAACUGUGUUUCAUAAUCUUAUUAAUCCACUGAUUCACUAUUAUUUGGAAAAUAUUUAUCUUCAGAAGAACAACCAGAUAACUGAAAGUAAUAACAAUGAUGAUGAUGAUGUAGAACACUCGCAAAGAAACACAAAGUCAACAAACUUGUUGCUUCAACUAAUCAGUACAUACCACGUUUUGAAAGAGGAAGGCAGUUCAAGUGAAUUUCUAACUUUAACACAUAUUAUUCAUGUACUCAGUGAAUGUUGUCUACUAACUAGGUAUACAUUAAACAAAACUCUGAAAGUAUUGUUAAAAAUAUUGGCUGUCAAGCCUAAAUGGCAACAUAACAUAAGGAGAGAAUGCAGACAAUUUUUACAAAUGCGUUAUGAUCAGACUAAGUUAGACUCUUUAUCAUGCAACCACUAUCCAUCGUAUCUCUGCAUGUCCCUAAAGCAUACGCAAUGUUUGGUUUAUACAAAAGCUCUAAUUCAAGAAACACUGCGUUUAUGUUUACUCGGUUGGCCUUUUGGUUGUUUGCGUCAAGCUUUGCGUGAUGGAGAAAUUAUGGGACAAGAUUUUGGUGAAGGUGAACUAGUGCUUUUCGAUGAACCUUCUUACUACUCUGAUUCAGAUUUAUGGACUACAAAUGUAAGUAACGAUGCGAAUGGAGAAACAUGCAUGGAAAAUAAAGCUUAUCAAAUACUUGACCCGAAACGUUUUAUUGAAGAGUUAUCAAAUGAAAACUCAAGUAUGCAAGAGUUGAUUUUACCUGUGCAUUGGGUCCGUAACAUCCUUCAAGGAUAUACUGUAUGCAUACCUCAUCGAUUCAAUUAUUUAUUAUUGACCACAACUCUAGUACACCUAUUUGGAACUGCUUGGGAGUCAUAUGUGAUAGAUGAAACAAUUGAACUUGAACUCAAUGAUGAACCUUUAAAGUGGUCCAAUGAUUUGCCUGAGAUUGACCUUAGAAUUAACUCCUUGUAA